Messenger RNA from Cercospora beticola, 1615 nucleotides. RefSeq names its product VTA1 family vacuolar protein sorting-associated protein. Gene Ontology annotation, cellular component: multivesicular body. Gene Ontology annotation, biological process: late endosome to vacuole transport via multivesicular body sorting pathway. The record is from RefSeq and is a predicted model, not a curated record. Lineage: Eukaryota; Fungi; Ascomycota; Dothideomycetes; Mycosphaerellales; Mycosphaerellaceae.
CAAUCGCAUAUGCUGUCAUUCACUCUUUCACAUGCUAUUUAGCUUGUGUUGAUCCGGCCAGAGUAUACUCAGAGUACUCUUCGGCUGAAUACGAGGACACCGACCGGACUGCGCACACCACCGACAAUAACAACAUGGCCGCCGCGUUACCACCGAAGCUCAAGGCUGCCGCACCAGAUGUAGGCCGAUUUGCGACAAGAGCAGCUCAGCUGGAGAAGUUCAGGCCGAUCGUGGCGUACUGGUGCGAAUAUUAUAUCCUACAGGCUAUUCUCAGCCGUCAACUACACACCACCGACGAAGAAUGCACGACUUAUGCUUUGGGGUUGAUGGACAAGCUCGAAGCUUACAAGGCUGAGAAUGCUACAAACGAUGCAGUAGUAGACGAUGUGGCAGCAAAGGCAUACAUCGAGAAUUUUGCGCUCGAGACGUUCAGCCGGGGAGAAGACGCACAGAGGAACAACAAGGUUACGAAACAAACCGCAGAUACAUUUCAGGCAUCGGCUACUUUUAUGGACCUUUUGACAAUAUGGGGGCCAUUGGAGACAGAAUUUGCGGCGAAGAGCAAGUUUGCAAAGUUCCAUGCUCUGCGAAUAGCAAGAGCGAUCAAGGCCGGCGAGGACCCAAACGCUUCCAAUCCUGUCAUCGAGGAGCCACCUUCUGCACCACAAGCCCCAGUAGAGGAUGAUCUGGAGACACAGCUGAAGGCUUUGGAGAACGAGGAGAAGGCGUAUCAGCCUCCGACAGUAGAAAGCGCACCCGACAGCAGGAUACCUUCACGGCCCCAGUCGACAUUCCAGACGAGUCCAUUGGCGCAACCGACACUUCCCACGAUAGACGUGCCUCCCACACAGCCUGCAGAACAUGAUGUAUCGCCAAUCGAGCCAGCAGACGUCAACAGCAGAGCAGGGUCAGUAGGCGGAGGGUACUUCCCAGCAGCGCCAGGAGAGCCAUCCGGUCCAGGAGCGCCCAUCGAACCUCCUCACAUCUCAUCGGACCCCGCAGACUUCUACAACGCUCCUCAACUUCCACCAAUUGCCCCUACCGCAGAAGACUUCGGCGGCCUCCCGCAAGGAUCUGCGGCCUCAAGCCACGUUGCGCCUGCGCCACCAGCUGCCUUGCCAGCGUUCUCUCCUCCGCCCGCUGCGGUUCCGGUCGCGCCUGUACGCGCGCCUAUUGCUGUCGGCCCUCCAGCAGGUGGUUACAACACCGACGAUGAGUCAAUCAUGGCCGCUCAGAAGCAUGCAAAGUGGGCCAUUUCCGCUCUCAAUUUUGAGGACGUGGACACAGCAGUGAAGGAGCUGCGCAUUGCCUUGAACAGCCUCGGUGCAUCAUGAAGGAACGCAGUACCUUCAGUGUCUGGUAGCGUUUGCAAAUGCCCAGGGGCGUGAGUAAUGGCACAAACGAAGAAUUAAAAGAAUGAUGCAAGACUUGGGCCUGUUUCCAACAGUCUGGCGCACAGAAACUUCCCAGGAGCCCGUUGCCUAGCUGCAGAGCUUCGCAACGGUACGACUGGUACGCAGCAUAUGCAAGCUACGUGUAGGUGGGUCGCGUGUCAUUCUUGAGCGUGGCUGAGCUAGAAACAUGUGAGAUCAGCUUCAACCCGACAAGGUCACUG